GCAGCAUCGCCCAGUGGAGAGAGCGGUGUAGAAGCGAAGUGGCGAAGGAGAGGGAAGUGCAUUUUUCUCACAUAUUCCACUUGCUUCAGCGAGGUAGCAUCAGUUUGGUUGUGAUACAGAAGGAGGAGUCGAUAUUACGGGAAGUGAUGUUACAUUGACGGAAAAGGGCAGGUUUAAAUUGGUUACAACCCAAAAAGGACGGAAAAUUGGUUAAGAAGAAAGUGUCAGAAGUGGUCAGAAAGCUGAACUGCGUUUUUCACGCCAGUAACAAGUAAAGAAGGACUAUCAUUUUCCGGUGUCGGUCAGACUGCUGCAAAUUUAUCCCACCCUGUUUCUUGAAGACAAGAUGAGGAGCUGUUCUGUGGAUGGAUUAAAGGCUGAAGUUCACUUUGAUGCAUGACGGAUCAAAAUUUCUACACAGAAUCAAAAUCUGUUUUUCCUUGAAGCGUUAAGGCAAGUUGCGGAAAAAAACCAAGAAUUCACACCUUCCAGAUAACAGUGGAUCGAUAACCUACAGCAGUUGCUUGUUCACUUCAUUCACUGGGUGGAGGUCAGAGCGAAGUUUUCACUAUGUCUGAUGGGGACUAUGAUUACCUCAUCAAAUUCUUAGCUCUGGGAGACUCAGGAGUGGGAAAGACCAGCUUCUUGUACCAGUACACAGAUGGAAAGUUCAGCUCCAAGUUUAUCACAACUGUGGGCAUAGACUUCAGAGAAAAAAGGGUGAUGUAUAAAUCUUGUGGCCCAGAGGGGAAUUCUGUCAGAGGGCAAAGAAUACACAUUCAGCUGUGGGACACGGCAGGACAGGAAAGGUUUCGAAGUUUAACAACAGCGUUCUUCAGGGAUUCCAUGGGCUUUCUUUUGCUAUUUGAUCUCACAAAUGAGCAAAGUUUCCUUAACGUCAGAAGCUGGAUGAGUCAGUUACAGAUGCAUGCAUAUUGUGAAAACCCAGACAUUGUUUUAUGUGGCAACAAAUGUGAUCUGGACGACCAGAGAGCAGUGAAGGAAGAGGAAGCCAGGGAGCUUGCUGAUAAAUAUGGGAUUCCUUACUUUGAAACGAGUGCAGCGAACGGGCACAAUGUGAGCAAAGCAGUGGACUCUCUGCUGGAUCUCAUCAUGAAGCGAAUGGAGCGGUGCGUGGACAAAUCGUGGAUACCUGACGGGGUGGUGCGCUCCAAUGGCCACGGCUCUACAGAGCAGCUCAGUGACAGCAAGGACAAAGACCAGGGCAAGUGCAGCUGUUAAUCUGCGCCAGGAGGAGCACCCCAGGUUUCUGAGUAGUACAGCUGCAGUUGCCUUGACAAGGGGCAUGACCUUUCUGUGUUAUUGUAACAAAGCCCUCCAUCAGAAGAGGUGGGGGUGAAUGCUGAAGGAAAUGGUUUGUCCAGACAGUUACAUCUUGUGUAAGAGUAUUUUGCCCCUUUUAACUCAGUUGUACUACCAGUAACCAGUAAUAAAGUAACCAGGCACAUGCUAGGUACUGUAUGGGUCAGGAGAGGUGGCACUUACAUGCGGAUGCCAUGAUAUUUAAAAUAUAAACUUUCUUGUAUUCCAACAGGAAAACAGGGCAGAGUUAGUGCUAGCAAAGUUUCUUCAGUGCCGUGAUACUGCCAGGUGUUCUUUUGGGACCGUUUCACUUCUUAAUUGGAUAGAAAGUGCUGUAUACAGAACCUGUUGGUCCUGUUUCGGUGAGAUGCAAUUGUCCUAAAUCUGAUAAUCAUUACAGGAAAUUAAAUGGGUGAUAGAAUUAUUUGCACAUAAAAUCUUUGAUUCCAGUUAACCUGUGGGUGUACAUUAUGUUUAUAUAUUUCUUUAGUAUUCUUAUUAUGGUGGCGUUUUGGUGGAUAGUUUUUUGCGUAUGAUUCUUCUGUCUAUGUUCGUAAAAAAACAAUCAAUGUUAUAUAUAUAUAUAUAUAUAUAUAUAAGCUUGAUUUCAAUCUGUGUCUAAAUCAAUUGUAUUGUAUUUCUUUAGAACACUGGAUUGUUCCCAAACACUCAAUAUAAUGCCAAAUAUGUAAACCACAUUCUAUGUAAUGAAAAGAUUCCUCGUAAUAUUUUAUUAUUUAUUAAAAAUCAUGUAGUAAACAUUAAAACGAUAUUUGCAUCUUUAUUAUCCACAGAAAAAGUAUGAAAGUGUUGCUUGAUUUUCAUGUGUAAUAUGAGAGCAAACAACCCACACGCUUUUUGUUUUAAAAUGGUAUGGUGGCAGUCAGUUUAGUCUUCAGUAGCAUUUGGUGCAAGUUAAUAUUUCAUUUUUAAAUUAUUUUAAUUCACUGGUGUAACAAGUGAACAACGUAUAGCAUAUUUGAUUUACAUAUAGAUAUACAAUUGUAGUAACAAAGCUUCAAUUACAAUUUAAAAUGCAGUAUGUUUAAAUGCUUAAUAUUUUCUGAUCUGGAUUUCUGAUUUAUUUCUAACCCCAUAUUUACAAAGACAUGUCUGACUGCUUCUUCAUUUAGUGGCCGUGAUUAAAACAGUGAAAGAUCCACUUUGCUAUGAUAAGAAUAGGAAUUAUUAGGGUCAACAUUGUGCUAAAAGUUCAGUGGAUGUAUGUAUGUAUAUAAAUAUAUUUUACUAGUGCUGUCUUGUUCUUUCACUAUUUUGAUUAUUUCACGGUUAGGCCAUGCUGAUAGUAAAAUGUACAUUACUAUACUGUAUAAUGACCCUUCACUUAUUCACUGCCCUCAGUAUUUUUUCUGCAAGUCUGAUAUAACGAGGGUUGGAAGAUUUUACUAUAUACUGGGUUGGAAGAUUCUGUGCAGAUUUAAGCACUUUUUUAAUUAAUAUUGUUAAAGGUAAGAGUUUUUAAUUAUUGAUAAAAAAAAAUACUGUUAUCCAUUAACAUUAUGUACUAAAACACUGAUAAUUUCUUUUUCCGUUUUAAAGAAUGUUCCAAUUGUAAAAUCAUUUAGAUUUGAUACUGAAAAAUAAAAGAAAUAUGUAUCUCUUCAGUAUUGUUUGAAUGUGUUUACAAGGCUGUCAAAUUAAAUAUGGCAUCACCUAACAGAAAAAAGAACCUUUAUAAUUAAAGAAAGUAUACCUUU
Acipenser ruthenus (sterlet) is the source of this 3041-nucleotide messenger RNA. Its product is annotated as ras-related protein Rab-27A. Gene Ontology annotation, molecular function: GTPase activity; GTP binding. Gene Ontology annotation, cellular component: melanosome; secretory granule. Bases 571 to 1242 code for a protein of 223 amino acids. The record is from RefSeq and is a predicted model, not a curated record. The transcript has 8 exons. NCBI's taxonomy places the organism in Eukaryota, Metazoa, Chordata, Actinopteri, Acipenseriformes, Acipenseridae. Gene Ontology annotation, biological process: positive regulation of exocytosis; melanosome transport.